CACACCCCCUCUGCUCUCGGAUUGGCUCGGCAUUGGGGAGCUCGCACCCCGCCAUGGCGUCUCAGCUUCGACUCCGCUCCGCUCUGGCGCUGGUCACAGGUGCGGGCAGUGGCAUUGGACGGGCAGUCAGUAUGCGCCUGGCCGGAGAGGGAGCCGCCGUGGCCGCCUGCGAUCUGGACGGGGCAGCGGCACGGGAGACGGUUCAGCUGCUGGGCGGGCCGGGCAGCAAGGAAGGGGCGCCCCGCGGAGCCCACACUGCCUUCCAGGCCGACGUGUCUGAGGCUGGGGCUGUCAGGCGCCUGCUGGAACAAGUGCAGGCCUGCUUUUCUCGCCCGCCAUCUGUCGUUGUGUCCUGUGCGGGCAUCACCUGUGAUGGGUUUCUGCUCCACAUGUCUGAGGAUGACUGGGACAAAGUCAUAGCUGUCAACCUCAAGAGCAUCUUUCUAGUCACUCAGGCUGCAGCCCAAGCCUUGGUGUCCAGUAGUUGUCCUGGCUCCAUCAUCAACAUCAGUAGCAUCGUGGGAAAGGUAGGGAAUAUGGGGCAGACAAACUAUGCUGCAUCCAAGGCUGGAGUAAUUGGGCUGACCCAGACUGCCGCCCGGGAGCUUGGACGAUAUGGUAUCCGCUGUAACACUGUCCUCCCAGGGUUCAUUGCAACACCCAUGACACAGAAGGUGCCACAGAAAGUGAUAGACAAGUUCACUGAAUUGAUUCCAAUGGGACACCUGGGGAACCCUGACGAUGUGGCAGAUGUGGUCACAUUCCUGGCAUCUGAAGAUAGUGGGUACAUCACUGGGGCCUCAGUGGAAGUCACUGGAGGUCUUUUCAUGUAACUGCCUCAAGAACUCUGGACUCUGCUCACUCCCCCACCACCCCAUCCGGACUCCUGCUGAUGAGGACUCCAAGUUCCCAGGCUACAAAAGGGGUGGCAGUGUAUGCUCAGGAAUGCUGAAUAUGAGGAAGGGGUGCUUGUGACCCUAAUAAAUUCCAAAUCCUCUUCCCUGCCA
Molecule: messenger RNA, 1007 nt
Organism: Choloepus didactylus (southern two-toed sloth)
Lineage: Eukaryota; Metazoa; Chordata; Mammalia; Pilosa; Megalonychidae
Gene: HSD17B8
Product: hydroxysteroid 17-beta dehydrogenase 8
Exons: 9
Coding region: 54-833 (259 amino acids)
Biological process (GO): estrogen biosynthetic process
Molecular function (GO): estradiol 17-beta-dehydrogenase [NAD(P)+] activity
Source: RefSeq, a predicted model, not a curated record